Metopolophium dirhodum (rose-grain aphid) is the source of this 573-nucleotide messenger RNA. Its product is annotated as E3 SUMO-protein ligase ZBED1-like. The record is from RefSeq and is a predicted model, not a curated record. The transcript has 4 exons. Lineage: Eukaryota; Metazoa; Arthropoda; Insecta; Hemiptera; Aphididae. The coding region runs from base 1 to 573 and encodes 190 amino acids.
AUGCUUUCCUUAAAGGAUGGACCUGUAAUGUUAAAUGCGCAAGAAUGGGAAGUAAUAGAAGAUGUUAUCCCCAUAUUAAAACCAUUUGAAGUAAUGACUACUGAGUUAUCAGGAGAGAACUAUCCGACAUUGGCAAUGGUUAUUCCAUUAGUAAGAGGUUUACACAUUUCUCUAGUAUCAAAACAAAUGAGAACAUACUUAGGUCAGCUACUCAAGCAAAAAUUGUUGGGAAAUUUAAACAGUCAUUUUAAACUCAUUGAAGAGCAAAAUCCUAAACCUGAGUUUUCAAGAGCGACUCUACUUGACCCUCGUUUUAAAAAAUUGGCAUUUCAGCAUACAAUUAAUGCUGAAAACGUAGAAAAGAGUAUUACAGAUGAACUAUCUUUACUUAUCAGUGAAAAUUUGAAUGAAAAAAAUUCUAAUAUUUCUGAAACCCCUGAAAUUCAAACCAUCUCUAAUAAUGAAGCCGUCGAUUUAUGGAGUUUCUUGGAUGAUAAACUGAAUACAGAACGAACUCAAGUUACAUCAAUAUACAAAAUGUUACUUAUUACAAAUCCAAUGUUAAUUGUAUGA